CGGGCUCUUAAGGGAACGGUUGACCAACUCCGGAAUGCGGUUCUUUGCGGGAUCGGAGGAGUGCUAGAGGACACACAGACACAGUCAGUAGCCACGUUCAGGUGUUUGGCGCCAAGUUGCCCCAGAGAGACAAAUUGUUUAUCUUGUGUCAAGUGGUGUAUGGCCACCCUUUUUGGCCACCCACAUUGGCUACAACUCCAGUGAAAGUUUGUUGUCGCCAUCUAGCCAUUUCUCGCUUUGUGGCCACUGUGGAUAGGUGGGAGUGAAGUGGAGUGCCCGUGCCCUAGCUAACCGAAAACAGUUGGAUCCUUGCGGUUUCGGGGAGCCGAAAUCGGAUGACAUUAUCUCCCAGAGGCCGCGGGUCUAUUGUGGCAAAGGUGGAGUCUACUCCAGAGUAGAGUGGAGUGGAGGUGGCCCAGAGUGGGAUGUGGAAUGCUGCCGAGUGACUCGAAAUUAAAAGCGAAACAAGGCGUCGCACCUCGGGCAUGCAUCUUUAAUCAGGCCCCAAUGAAUUUCCGCGCGAAAUGUUUACGGCCUAUGAAUAAGCAAUGAAAUAAGCGCUCACGGGCAUUUGUCAUUUGGCAAAGUGAAAAUUGAAGUGACUGUGAAAAUUGAGACAAAUGUGCGCCAGCAUCCGAGUGCCGUUGGAUUAAAGCAGGUCCACACAAUCCCGGCAUAAUCCGGGCAUAAUUUCAUCUUAACUAGUCACCGCAACUGAAGCAACAAAGGAUGGAUCCUAAAGCCGGCUUAAGUGCUCUGGAGGAAAGGUCCCUGAAAGGCUCAGAGAAACUCAAAAUGCUGGACAUCACCCGCGACAAGCCGGUGAAGGUGGCCGUCAAAGUGGCGGUUCCUGUGCGGGAUCACCCCAAGUUCAAUUUCGUGGGCAAGCUGCUCGGACCCAAGGGCAACUCGAUGAAGCGCCUGCAGGAGGACACCAUGUGCAAGAUGGCCGUCCUGGGACGCGGAUCGAUGCGGGACCGGCGGAAGGAGGAGGAGCUGCGGGGCAGUGGGGACAGUCGCUAUGCCCAUCUCUUCGAGGACCUGCACGUCGAGAUCUCGACCUUCGCCGCUCCGGCGGAGGCCCACGCCCGGAUCGCCUACGCGCUGGCGGAAGUGCGCCGCUUUCUGGUUCCGGACUACCACGAUGACAUCCGCCAGGAGCAGAUGUGGGAGAUGCAGGCGCUGACGUCCACGCCGGCACUGGGCGCCCACUCGCUGGAGGACUCGCAGAGCCCCACCAUCAACGCCAGUAAUCAGGUGGGGGGCGCCACCAACUCCACCUCCAGCGGGGCCAGUGGGCGGGGCCUGGGCGGCGGACUGGCCGACAUGGACACGUCCAACGAUGACAAAUCGGACGAUGCCAGCGGCAUGGAGUGCCUGUCGGCAGUCGACAAGCUCGAGUGCUCAUCCAGCUGUGCCAGCCUGGGAAUCAGCGGAAUCACGACCAUCAGCACCACCAGCUCCGAGCAUCCGCAUCCGCAUCCCCACCAGCACCACCACGCGCACCUGCACCCAGCGCACGCCCACGGAAACCAGCAGCAGCAGCAGCAGCAGGUGCACCACCACCACCACCAGAGCCACCAGGCGCACUUCCACCAGCUGCUCCAGCAGGCCCACGGCGGAGCCAGUGCAGCAGCGGCUGCCUGCGGGGAGCAUCUCUCCGGCCAGGCGACUCCGGCCACGGCGGCGGCACUGCACACCACAGCCAUGGCAGUGGCACUCCAGCAUCAGCUGACAGCCGCAGGAAUCGGAGGACUCCUGAAGCCCGCCACCGGAGUGGGGGCCACCAUGGCCGGGCUGCCCACCACCCAGGCGGGGGCCGCCGCCCUGCAGUUGUCCGGCGACGGGGAGUCAUCCGGAUCCACGCUCACGCUGCUGGAGCCACCGGGCUCCGCCCUCCUCCACCCCGCUCUGCGCAACGUCAAGACCAUCAACAUAGGUGGCGGCCUGGGAAGGAAGCGCCCGUUGCUAGGGGUUCCCCGCUCUGGAAUGAAUCCCACCAAGCGCACGGUGAUGAGUCUGCUGGCCAGGGCCAAGAACUCGCAGGCGCUGCACUCGGUCCGCCAGCCCAUGGUGACGGCCACCAGUUUCGCUGAACCCUUGCAGAUGCUGGCCUCGCCGUUCAUUAUUCCGCACCAGGCGGUGGACCAGCCCAUCCUGGCGCUGUCGAAGGAGGGACUCGCCCAGGGCGUCUAACCCAGUGACCUGCUCCACCUGCGGCUGCCCAGAUAGACCAAUCUGACCGAUAACCACCUGCCCCGCCUCCCCCUUGCGAGGCAAGCGGGAAUCUCGAGGAGAUUACCGAGUAUAACUAGGCGAUGUUUGCGUAGACGAUGCGUACUUUCCACGUAGUAAGGCUAUACCGAUCUUUAGGGACUAACUGUGAACUUAUCCGAGCGAAAUCUCGAGCUCGUGCUACACGAUUUUAUUUUUUACAGAGAAUAAACGGAGCGUCUAUUUGCAAUGCGAUGUUUUAUUUCCACAGAUGCAAACCUAGGCAAACAAAAUCGAUAUGUUCGAUCUAAUGGAACAGAGUUUAAACUUUAAACAAAUUGAAACCUAAAAUUAGUGUCAAAUUAAAAAUGAGAGCAACUUCAAUAGAAAUAAAUGUAAACGCAAUUACUUUAAACAAAUUACUUUAAAUAAAUAUACACACAAAUACGAAUGCGACUGCGAAUGCAGAUUCCGAACACGAGUACCAUAAAAGAUAUAUAUACAAUACAUACGAACACGUAUACAAGAAUAUACAAGUAUAAAUAUGUGUGUACUUAAAUCUAUAUAAACUUAAGAUUAAACCAAACGAAACUACUAAAUUAAUGAGAUAAUACAAUAAUUUUAAAGUAUUUUAACAGCCACAAAACGAAGACAAAGUCAAAAACCAAAUGAAAAUGAAAAUGAAAAUGAAAGGAAAAGAAAGGAAAUUAGAAGGAUAUAGACAGUUGAGGUAGAACCCCCGAUCAGAGAGAUCCCACCGCCUUCAGCUUGCGUUGCCUGAUUGAUUCCACAUUGAGUCCCCUCAGACCCAAAGCUACAGCUGAUAGAUAUGAUAGUUCGGUUUCAGUUUCAGAACAGAAAGUUUCAGAACAUCGAAAGCAGCGAUCGCCUCCAGAGUUAUAUUUUUUUGUUCAGAUAUUAUAUACACGCACUCGAGGAUGAUGUUUGGAAGGUCUGUGUCUUUGGUCUGAGUCCAGCUGGAUGCUCCAUCCCCUCCACCACACUGCGAUGCUUCGAUUAAACGUAUGAAUUGAUAUUUAAGCUAUAGGAAUUUGAUCUCACAGUUAUCUGUCGAGUACUUUGGGUGCCACUGUACCGACCAUUCCAGCAGAUAAUUCCGAUUUCACGUCGAGAGUUCACUUUAGCUCCCCAGUUACUUUGUUGACUGUGCACGAACCACAUAGUUCUUAAAUAGCGUUAACCGAUAUACAAUAACAAACAUUACUCAAUAAAUGUUCACAGAAAGUUUAAUCAAAAAAACAAAACGAAUAUUUACAGCGUAACGUAAAAGUAAAAGUAAAAGUAAACUUAAAGCAAAAUAUUGAUGUUCAAAGAAAGCAAAUCCGUGAAAGGUCCUACUCAUGUCAUUAAUGUAGAUGUCAAAUAUGCAAAACGAAUUAAAUAAUUAAACCAGUCUUAAAUGUGAAAAAUUUCAGCAAAAUUCCACCACAACCACCAGAAACCACACAAAAACCGCCACCACCACCACAGCUUCGAGCUAUUCACAAAUAAAAUGCAAUAUUUUAAAAAUAAA
Molecule: messenger RNA, 3748 nt
Organism: Drosophila subpulchrella
Lineage: Eukaryota; Metazoa; Arthropoda; Insecta; Diptera; Drosophilidae
Product: RNA-binding protein asd-2
Exons: 8
Coding region: 730-2196 (488 amino acids)
Biological process (GO): regulation of alternative mRNA splicing, via spliceosome
Cellular component (GO): nucleus
Molecular function (GO): mRNA binding
Source: RefSeq, a predicted model, not a curated record